Molecule: messenger RNA, 985 nt
Organism: Eutrema salsugineum
Lineage: Eukaryota; Viridiplantae; Streptophyta; Magnoliopsida; Brassicales; Brassicaceae
Product: 60S ribosomal protein L10-3
Exons: 4
Coding region: 136-801 (221 amino acids)
Biological process (GO): translation; ribosomal large subunit assembly
Cellular component (GO): cytosolic large ribosomal subunit; ribosome
Molecular function (GO): structural constituent of ribosome
Source: RefSeq, a predicted model, not a curated record
GGGCUCAUCAGGCUCAGCACUUACGUAUGCUGAAUUUAGGGUUUUUUUUCUUUGUUUCACCUAUAAAAAGAACAUUACGCGUCUCCUGGAUAAUUUCUAGGGUUUGUAAGAAAAUCACCGAACAGAUUCAACGAAAUGGGGCGGAGACCAGCGAGAUGUUACCGUCAGAUCAAGGGAAAGCCCUACCCGAAAUCCAGAUACUGCCGUGGUGUUCCAGAUCCAAAGAUUAGGAUCUACGAUGUUGGUAUGAAGAAGAAAGGUGUCGACGAGUUCCCUUUCUGUGUCCAUUUGGUGUCGUGGGAGAAGGAGAACGUGUCGAGCGAGGCUCUCGAGGCAGCUCGUAUCGCCUGCAACAAGUACAUGGUGAAAUCAGCUGGAAAAGAUGCUUUCCAUCUCAGGAUUAGGGUUCAUCCAUUCCAUGUCCUCCGUAUCAACAAGAUGCUUUCGUGUGCUGGAGCUGAUAGGCUUCAGACUGGUAUGAGAGGUGCUUUUGGUAAGGCUCUUGGUACUUGUGCCAGAGUCGCGAUUGGACAGGUGCUUUUGUCUGUGAGGUGCAAGGAUAACCAUGGAACUCAUGCUCAGGAAGCUCUUCGUAGAGCUAAGUUCAAGUUCCCUGGUCGUCAAAAGAUCAUUGUUAGCAGGAAAUGGGGAUUCACCAAGUUUAACCGUGCUGAUUACACUAAGCUAAGACAGUCAAAGAGGAUUGUUCCUGAUGGUGUCAAUGCUAAGUUUCUAUCGAACCAUGGCCCAUUGGCUAACCGUCAGCCUGGAAGUGCUUUCAUAUCAGCCACCAGCGAAUAAGAAAGCAGAUGAUUUGUGGUUGUAGAACCGAGAAUCUAGUCUCUGAAGUUUAUCGUUUUGUUUUUGUUGUAACAGUUGAAAACAAGGAUCCUCGUAUGAUUUCAUUUUGCUUGGACAAUUAUUUUAAUUUCAGUUUCGAUGUUUUUAUAUCUACCAUGUUUGGUUUAUCCUUUUGCUCUGCUCA